Molecule: messenger RNA, 1794 nt
Organism: Chlorella variabilis
Lineage: Eukaryota; Viridiplantae; Chlorophyta; Trebouxiophyceae; Chlorellales; Chlorellaceae
Exons: 15
Coding region: 1-1794 (597 amino acids)
Biological process (GO): L-arabinose metabolic process
Molecular function (GO): alpha-L-arabinofuranosidase activity
Source: RefSeq, a predicted model, not a curated record
AUGCGGGAGCUGCGUGGCACCACCACCACGCUGACCAGGGAGCAGCCGGUGUGCCGCGGCAACCCAGUGGCCAUGGAGCUGGGCAGCGGCGGCGGCGGCGGCCGCGCCGGCCUCGUCAACACGGGGUACUGGGGAGUGUCUGUGGAGGCGGGCACCCGCUACUCCCUGUCUCUCUACCUGCGAGUCCCCGAGGGCGCCGGCCCCUCCAACGCCACCGUCUCCCUGCUGGCCGGCGGCGACGAGGCCGGCGGCGUGCCGCUGGCGAGCGCCAGCUUCACUGGGCUGACCCUGCAGUGGCAGCGGUACCGCGCUGAGCUGGCCAGCAGCGCCACAGACCACCAGGCCCGCCUGGCGGUGCUGUUUGACGGGCCCGGCAGGCUGGCUGUAGACUCAGUGUCACUGGUGGCGGCGGCCAACGCGGAGCAGGGGCAGGCGCAGGGGCUGCUCAACCCCUGGCCCUUCCGCGCAGACCUGCUGGCGGCGCUCAAGGCACUGCAGCCCAGGUUCCUGCGCUUCCCGGGCGGCUGCUACGUGGAGGGCGACUGGCUGCGGGGCGCCUUCCGCUGGAAGGAGGCGCUGGGGCGCAACGAAGAGCGGCCGGGGCACCACAACAGGCACGGCUCCUCUCGGGGCAUGUGGGGCUACUGGUCCACCGACGGCCUGGGCCUGUUUGAGUACCUGCUCCUGGCUGAGGAGCUGGGGGCGGAGCCGGUCUGGGUGGUGAACAACGGGAUCGCACACAACGACCAGGUCGCCACUCGCGACAUCUGGCCCUGGGAGGCGCUGGACGGCAUCGAGUUCAUCUCCGGCCCAGCCAACUCAACCUGGGGGGCGGUGCGGGCCGCCAUGGGGCGCCCCCAGCCCUGGCGCCUCAACUUCCUGGCCAUUGGCAACGAGGCCAGUGGGGCGGGGGCCCGCGGGCUGCAUGCGCCGCCCGCUGGCCAGCACGGCUUGCCGGCAGCGGCGGCAUCAGCCGCGCCGCGCCACUGUCAAUGGAACUACCUGGCUCUGUACAGCGCCAUCAAGGCCGCGCACCCGCACCUGCGCCUCAUUGCAAACUGCCACCUGGGCGACCUUGGUCCCACAGAGAUUUGGGAGUAUCAUGUGUACACCAACCCGCAGGACUUAUUUGCCCGGCGGCACGCCUUUGACGGCGCCACCCCCGCGGGCGGCCUCAUCUUUGCCAGCGAGUAUGCGGUGACAGACGGCGGCGGCCAGGGCAACCUGAUUGGCGCGGUGGCGGAGGCGGCGUUCAUGACGGGCAUGGAGCGCAACAGCGGCGGCGGCGGCGCCGUGCUGGCCGGCGCCUACGCUCCGCUUAUGGUCAACGCCAACGCCCGCCCCUGGCCCACCAACAUGCUCGUAUUCGACAACCACAGGGUGUUUGGCAUCCCCAGCUUCCACGUGCAGCAGCUGCUGUCCCGCCACCUGGGCACCCAGCUUGUGGGCACGGAGGUGGCGGGCGGGGCCGAGGACUGGCUGGCGGCCAGCGCCACAUGCCAGAGCAAGAUGUGCGAUGAGGUGGCCGUCAAAGUGGUCAACUUCUCCCCCAGCCAGCAGCUGGUGGGCCUGCGCAUCAGGGGCCUGGCGGCUGGCUCCCUGGGCGCCACCGGCCAGCUGCUGGUGCUGGGGGGGCAGCAGCCGCUGGAUGAGAACUCGUUUCACGAGCCCCUGAAGGUGGCCACACGCACCGAGGCCAUCAGCGGGGUGGCGGAGCAGUUUGAGCUGGCGCUGCCCGCCUGGAGCGUGAGCGUGCUGAAGCUGCGCAUCGUGCCGCCGGCAGCCAAGAAGUAG